Molecule: messenger RNA, 2085 nt
Organism: Gordionus sp. m RMFG-2023
Lineage: Eukaryota; Metazoa; Nematomorpha; Gordioida; Chordodea; Parachordodidae
Product: conserved oligomeric Golgi complex subunit 2-like
Exons: 16
Coding region: 8-2038 (676 amino acids)
Biological process (GO): Golgi organization; intra-Golgi vesicle-mediated transport; protein transport
Cellular component (GO): membrane; COG complex
Source: RefSeq, a predicted model, not a curated record
UCUCCACAUGAUUAUUAAUCAAAAGGACUCUGAUAUUUCUUUUAAUAGAGACUUAUUUAAAGAUGAUAAUUUUGAUUGUGAUGAGUUUCUAUUGGAAUUUAAGAAUAAAGUUGACUUAGAAACUUUGCAGCAUGAUCUAGCUUUAUACUCAAAGGAAAUCAGCACUGAAAUAUAUGAUAUAAUAAAUGAAAAUUAUUCGGAUUUUAUAGAUUUUACGAACAAAUUAUCUGAAUUUGAAAAUACAUAUGAAAAUUUUAAUAAUCCAUUGAAAGCCUUAAAAAAUGAAAUAGAAUUAGUUUAUACUAGUAUAAAUAAUAGUGAAAAUAGUAACAAGCAAUAUCUUGAAAUAUUGAUAAAUGAUAUUGACUUUAAAAAAUUAGAAAAUAUUCUAUCAAAAAUCAUGGAUCAAUGCGAAAAACUGUUCAUAGCCUUGAUAGACCACCUAAGAUCGACACCUAGCAAGACUCAAAUAUUUACCGAUCAUUUGAAUGUCCUUUUACAGAUUUACAGCUACUUGAACCGUUACAGUGAUGCUGAGAAUAUCUUAGCAACCAAAAUGGUCGGAAUAGAUUUAGGAAAGAUAAUAGAUCUAGAGAAUCUGCAAGGCCCUCCUAAGUAUACCUGUUCUACUACAGAACGCUCAUUAAGCGGUUUAGAGACCAUUUACCGGGAAAUACUGGUAUUCGUUUCCGAAAAAUGCGAUAUAUUUAUUCACCAGACAUCGACCGAAAAAUGUGGAAUUCUUAAUGGAAUAUCUGGGUUCAACUUCUUGAAAAACUCUAUUUGGCCCGAAAUAGUUCACCUCUUCAAGGUUCGGCUAUCUGACUAUAUCUACUCCUGUAUCAAUCCAGACACGUUUCACUCGAAUUAUGUCGCCACUCUAGUUUUCCUGGACGAAUUUGAGUCCCAUUUCGGUUCGCGGAAGGAAGUUUUGGAGUUCAGGGAAACGCCUACGUAUCACGAAUUCAUAGACAAGCCCUGGAACCUGACCAUUUACUUUCAAAUUAGAUUUCAAGAAAUCGCUGGCAAUUUUGAAAGGGUUCUGCUUCAAGAUCCUUUCGCGAAAUGCGAAAGAAGCUCGGAUAUUAAUGAAAAAAAUUUACCACCUUACAAUUUACUUUCAACCAUGUGCAUGCAUACCUCGAUUCAAACCUGUUGGGAUAGGCGCCAAACAUUUCUUCCUCCCUUGUCCCAAAAAUUUUGGAAAUUAACUCUUCAAAUUUUGUCUAGACAUCGUUUUUGGAUUGAAAAGGAUUUCAUAGCCGAUAUCGAGAACUAUACUGAUUGGUCAACCUUGACGCUCGGUUUGUUGGUGGAUAUCGAUUUAUUCAUUGCCCAAUUACCGUUGAUCUAUUCCACGUGUAUAGAACCUGCUUUAUCGGAAUCGUUCGACAACUUAGAUUCUUCUGAAGCUCUUGAAUGCCGAUUGAAAUUUAACGACACGGUAUGUCAAUCAACCAUAUCCGAAUACCAAUCAGGCGUAAUACCUCAUCUCAAAAAGUUAUUGAUAAACAAGUUGCUCGUUAAUGAUCCCUCCAAUGAACGUUGUUUUGACAAAAUAUUUGACAUACCAAAGACCUACAGACACACUAAAAGGACCCCUCAAAAUCCCUCGGAUUACGUAAACGAACUUGUGCGUUCUUUCGAAAAAUUUGUAAAUAAAAUUAGCACAGGGCUAAUGAUAGAUGGCGCAAAAGAUGGCGAACCUAUUAAAACCGAAAUACUGUCCCAAGCUUUGAGAUCAUUUACUAUAAAAUACGGCGCUAAGAUAAAAGAACUCCUUUCAAAUGUCCAAAGAACGGAAGAAAGUUUGAUGAGGUUAAAAAAGGUAAAAGGGCUUCUGACAACCCCCAACAACCCGGAUAACGCAUUAGCUCAAAUUUCUCCUAUUACAAACUUAGUAACCGACGAGUCUAAAAUCAAGCUGCAGAUCAGAAUAGAUGUUCAAAGUUACAUAAAAUUGAUGAAAGGGUUCGAAUUGAAUCUUUUUAUCGAAGACAAUAGUUUUGAAGCCUUAAACGAUUUGGUUAAAGAAUGAUCGGCAAAAAACAAAUGGGAAAAGGUCAUGUUAAAGAAAUUUUUAAG